This is a messenger RNA of Astyanax mexicanus (Mexican tetra), 2285 nucleotides long. RefSeq names its product tripartite motif-containing protein 16. Gene Ontology annotation, molecular function: zinc ion binding; protein binding. The transcript has 6 exons. The record is from RefSeq and is a predicted model, not a curated record. The coding region runs from base 144 to 1823 and encodes 559 amino acids. Lineage: Eukaryota; Metazoa; Chordata; Actinopteri; Characiformes; Acestrorhamphidae.
UCAUCUCUCUCUCUCUAUAGUCCAUUCCGCUUGUGCCAUUUGUACGAAUCUGUGAAUAAGCCACUCCUUUAAACAGUACUCUUCUGGAGGAACGGAAGUCUCUUUUUCUUUCUCGUUCGUCAAACGUACCACAGAACAGAAAAAUGGCAGAAGCUGCCCUUAAAACCCAGGACUCGCUCAGCUGUCCGAUCUGUCUGGAUCUACUGAAGGAUCCAGUGACUAUUCCCUGUGGACACAAUUUCUGUAUGGGCUGUAUUAAGGACUGCUGGGCUGGAGAUGAUCAAAGGAAGGUCUACAGCUGCCCUCAGUGCAGACACACCUUCACUCCAAGGCCUGUUCUCAACAAGAACACCAUGCUGGCUGAACUAGCUGAGGGUCUGAGGAAGACGAGGCUCCAAGCUGCUCCUCCUGCUGCUGAUUCUCCUGCUGGAUCUGGAGGUGUGGAGUGUGACUUCUGCACUGGAACAAAACACACGGCUGUUAAGUCCUGUCUGAUGUGUCUGCUCUCCUUCUGUGAAGCUCAUAUUCAGCCUCAUUAUGAAAUUCCUGCCUAUAAGAAGCACAAGCUGGUCGAUGCCACUGUGGGCCUCGAGGAGAAGAUCUGCUCUCAACAUGAUAAACUGUUUGAGAUAUUCUGUCGCUCUGAUCAGACCCUUCUGUGCUACUUGUGUACAAUGGAUGAACACAAAGGCCAUGAUACCAUAUCAGCCGCUGCAGAAAGAGCUGAGGAACAGAAGCAGUUGGUGGAGUCUCAGAGGGAAAUUCACGAGAGAAUCCAGCAGAGAGAGAAGAAAGUACAGGAGCUGAGACAGGCUCUGGACACUCUUAAGCGCUCUGCACAGGCAGCAGUGGAGGACAGUGAGAAGAUCUUUACUGAACUGAUUCAGUCCAUGGACAGAAGACGCUCUGAGGUGAAAGAGCUGAUCAGAGCUCAGGAGAAGGCUGAACUGAGCCUGGCUGAAGAUCUCCUGAAGAAACUGGAGCAGGAGAUUGCUGAUCUGAGGAGCCGAGACGCUGAGCUUAAGCAGCUUUCUCAAACAGAGGAUCACAUCCAGUUUCUCCAGAGUUACCAGUCUCUGUCCAUCCCGUCUGAGACUGCAGACUUGGCCAGCAUCAAUGUUGAUCCACACUUCUCUUUUGAGGAUAUAAGAAAAGCAAUGGCUGAUAUGAGAGAAAAAGUAGAAGGGAUCUAUGAGAAAGAAGUGAAAAGGAUAUCUAAAGUGACUAAAAUCCAGACUGUUCUGAUUCCUGAUCCUAAGACUCGAGAGGAGUUAUUACUAUAUGCCUGUGAUCUCACCAUGGAUCCAAACACAGUGUGCAGAUACCUUCAUAUGUUCGAGAGCAACAAUACGGUGACACACUGCAUGGGUACAAAAAAUCUCCAGCCACAUCCUGAUCAUCCUGAGAGAUUUUUUUUGUGUGGACAAGUUCUGUGUAAGGAAAGUCUUUCUGGACGUUGUUAUUGGGAAGCAGAGUGGGGAGGUAGUGAUGAUGGUACUGUGGCGGUAGCAUAUAAAGGCAUCAGUAGGCAGGAAUGUAACCUAAAAUACUUUGGAGGCAGUGAUCAAUCCUGGUCUUUUAUGUGCACACAUUACUAUGGCUCCUUCAAGCAUAAUUGCAGAGAGACUCGUAUCUCCAUAUCCCCCAGCUCUAAAAAAGUAGGUGUGUAUUUGGACUACAAAGCAGGAACUUUGGCUUUCUACAGUGUUUCUGACACAGUGACCCUCCUCCACAAAAUUCAGACCACAUUCACUGAACCCCUUUAUCCUGGGCUUACCGCUCGUCUGCAGGGCAGUUGGAUUCGGAUUUGUGACCUUCACUGAAAAAGAAAAAGAGAUUGUGUGGGGAAAAUUUGGUGUCAGUGUAAGUGAAUUAUGGACCUGGAGGAUCAGAGUCUAGAACAGUGUGGUGAUUUCCAGACAAAACCUCUAAAUCUGGCAAUUAAUGAUGAGUGGUACCAGGUGGAAUUGAGCUGAGAAAUCACCAAACUGCGUUGUAUCAGGUUGGAAAUGGUCCUGUAUAUAAUUGAUCUGCCUAUUAUUUACCAGUGAUUUGUUUCUUCAACAUUUAAUCACGGUUACAUGUAUUUUCCCAAAGCAGAUCCUCCUUCAGUUUUUUAUUACUCCAUAGUGUCCCUUUAUAUGAAGUCUUACUUCAAAUCUCUUAAACAGAAUAACAUGGGCAGUGGCCACAUGCAAAAAUAUGCAAUGCGCAGCAUGAUGUUUGCCACAUCUUGAAAUGUUUUGUAAAGGACAUGUGCAUAAAUAAAAAUUAUACUUAAUUCA